This is a messenger RNA of Arvicanthis niloticus (Nile rat), 1619 nucleotides long. It is a transcript of the gene Tph1, whose product is annotated as tryptophan hydroxylase 1. NCBI's taxonomy places the organism in Eukaryota, Metazoa, Chordata, Mammalia, Rodentia, Muridae. Gene Ontology annotation, cellular component: neuron projection. Gene Ontology annotation, molecular function: iron ion binding; tryptophan 5-monooxygenase activity. The record is from RefSeq and is a predicted model, not a curated record. Gene Ontology annotation, biological process: serotonin biosynthetic process; aromatic amino acid metabolic process.
UCCAGUGCUGGAUCCUGCAUACUGGAGCAUCUUUAUUCAGAUUCACCAUGAUUGAAGACAACAAGGAGAACAAAGACCAUUCCUCUGAUCGGGGGAGAGUGACUCUCAUCUUUUCCUUGAAGAAUGAAGUUGGAGGACUCAUAAAAGCACUGAAAAUCUUCCAGGAGAAUCAUGUGAACCUGUUACAUAUUGAGUCCCGGAAAUCAAAGCGAAGAAAUUCAGAAUUUGAGAUUUUUGUUGACUGUGACAUCAACCGAGAACAGCUGAAUGACAUCUUUCCCCUGCUGAAGUCCCACACCACUGUCCUCUCCGUGGACUCGCCCGAUCAGCUCACCGUGAAGGAAGAUGUUAUGGACACUGUCCCUUGGUUUCCAAAGAAGAUUUCUGACCUGGACUUCUGCGCCAACAGAGUGCUGUUGUACGGAUCCGAACUCGACGCGGACCACCCUGGCUUCAAAGACAAUGUCUACCGUAGAAGACGAAAGUAUUUCGCAGAGUUGGCUAUGAACUACAAACAUGGGGACCCCAUUCCCAGGAUUGAAUUCACAGAAGAAGAGAUUAAGACCUGGGGAACCAUCUUCCGAGAGCUAACCAAACUCUACCCGACCCACGCCUGCAGAGAGUACCUCAGAAACCUUCCUUUGCUCUCAAAAUACUGUGGCUAUCGGGAAGAUAACAUCCCACAACUGGAAGAUGUCUCCAACUUUUUAAAAGAACGCACAGGGUUUUCCAUCCGUCCUGUGGCUGGUUACCUCUCACCGAGAGAUUUCCUGUCGGGGUUAGCCUUUCGAGUCUUUCACUGCACUCAGUACGUGAGACACAGUUCAGAUCCUCUCUAUACUCCAGAGCCAGACACCUGCCAUGAACUCUUAGGCCAUGUUCCUCUCUUGGCUGAACCCAGUUUUGCUCAAUUCUCCCAAGAAAUUGGCCUGGCAUCCCUUGGAGCUUCAGAGGAGACUGUUCAAAAAUUGGCAACGUGCUACUUUUUCACUGUGGAGUUUGGGCUGUGCAAACAAGAUGGACAGCUGAGAGUCUUUGGUGCCGGCUUGCUUUCUUCCAUCAGUGAGCUCAAACAUGCACUUUCUGGACAUGCCAAAGUUAAGCCUUUUGAUCCCAAAGUUGCCUGCAAACAGGAAUGUCUCAUCACAAGCUUCCAGGAUGUCUACUUUGUAUCUGAGAGCUUUGAAGACGCAAAGGAGAAGAUGAGAGAAUUUGCCAAGACCGUGAAACGCCCGUUUGGAGUGAAGUACAAUCCAUACACACAGAGCAUCCAGGUUCUGAGAGACACCAAGAGCAUAGCUAGCGCCGUGGAUGAGUUGCGGUAUGACCUCGAUGUCGUCAGCGAUGCGCUUGCUAAGGUCAGCAGGUGGCCCAGUGUGUGAUGGUUUCUGGUGCAAAUCCAAAAAGCCUUUGAGCAUCAGGCCAGAGCCAGGGCCAGUUCUUGCUUCUCCUGGAGACCUGCUUGGGGAGGGACAGCAGCUCCCAGCUUAGCAAUGUCUCUCGCUUUUCUCUGUAGCCAAUCUCUCACUGUCUCUGAAAAUGCAUACCAGGCACUGCUGCCUUCUACUUCUGGUUUGUCUUCGGGCACCUGCUUAGGGAGCUAUGACUCACAUGCCAUG